GAAGGAGGUUGUUGACAUGAAAGUUAAGGAUUUUCUCAGGAUUUUCCUCUUUAUCAGCCUCUUGAGGAGUUCGUGCUCGACCACGGAAGGGACAUGUAGCAGAGAUGAAAGUGGGGAGUGUGGUGAUGAUGACGCGAUAAAGGAGAAGGCAAGAAAUAAGUACAGUCAAGAGAGUAAUACAAAAUGGGCCCAUCACCUAGCCCAGAUUGAGGAUGCCGUAGCCGCUUACAAGAGCUGUGAUCCUGAGAAAUGUUCUUGCCACUAUCCACUUAUCAAGAAGGAUUUGACUGUUUUCAAAAAUGGAAUUGGCAAGGAGGUACUACAGGCCGCCAGGGACAGGGGUACUUUCUACCAAAUAAUCAACCAUAAGUUAUACAGAGAAAAGAAUUGCAUGUUUCCCAGCAGAUGUAGUGGUAUUGAACAUUUCAUUCUAAAGGUAAUUGACAAGCUACCAGACCUAGAGAUGGUGGUAAACACGAGAGACUGGCCACAGGUCGAUUACCGAUUUGGGAAGAAGCUACCAGUAUUUUCAUUCAGUAAGACUUCCACGUACCUAGACAUCUCUUAUCCUGCCUGGACCUUCUGGGAAGGGGGGCCUGCCAUUGGUCUGUACCCCAUGGGACUUGGCAGGUGGGACUUAUUGCGAAAAUCUCUCCACACGGCCUCGGAAAAGUGGCCCUGGGAGGUCAAGGAGAGCAAGGGAUUCUUCAGGGGUUCCCGUACAAGUGCUGAGAGAGACCCCUUAGUCUACCUUUCCCGAGAAGAGCCUGACCUCGUUGAUGCUCAGUACACCAAGAACCAAGCCUGGAAAUCAGAUGCAGAUACUCUUUAUGCACCACCAGCAAGUGAAGUCCCUCUAGAAGACCACUGCCAGUACAAGUACCUGUUCAACUUCCGUGGGGUUGCAGCCAGCUUUAGGUUCAAGCACCUCUUCCUGUGUCGCUCCCUUGUAUUUCACAGUGGUGAUGAGUGGAUUGAGUUCUUCUACCCUAGGAUGAAGCCAUGGGUCCAUUACAUACCUGUCAGAGCAGAGGCAUCCAAAGAGGAAAUUAGGAAUCUCCUGAAAUUUGCUAAGGAAAAUGACGGCAUAGCCAUGGCAAUAGCAGAAAGGGGCUAUGAGUUCAUACGAGACCACCUCAGAAUGAAGGAUGUCCUUUGCUACUGGAGGAAGCUGCUACAGUCCUAUGCAGAACUCCUUCAGUACAAACCAGUCAAGGAGGCAGGAGUGUUCGAAAUUAGACCGAGAAUGUAGAUUAAGUAAUACCUGGUAACUGCAGGUCUGAUUGUGGGAUCAGUAUGAACACACUAAAUGGACCUGACUCCUUCAUUUCCGUCCAUUGAUCAAGCAUUUAGAGUAUUGUAACCAUUAAAUGUACAUAUAUUGAUUUUUUAUUUUUAUGUAUUUAUUUUUUUAUGGGUUGUGGUGGAAUAUAGUUUGGGAGAAGCUCUUUGUGUGAAAUUUUAUGAUAAUGGUACAGAAAAAAGUAAUGAAAUCCCUUUUGAAACCUUACAUUAUGUGAUGAUGGAAGUAUGGGUCCAUGACUGUGGCUUGGCAUAGGUCAUUUAUAUGAAUGUAAUUGUUAUAGUACUAAUGUAGUUUUCUGUGAUAAACAUGAAGUAUGCCAGUCAGAUUUAUUUAUGAAUCCUUGAAUAUAUUGACAAAACACUCUUAACAACGUUUGAAUACAGUCUGGUGGAACAGUAUUAUUUGAUUAUGGCUUAUAUCUAUACUGUAUUAUGUUCAUUAUGUAUUGCUGAUUAACACUUAAUGCCUGAAAUGUUUAGUUUUGGGAAUGUAUACACCUUACCCUCUGAUAUCAUUCCAUUCUCUACCAGCAGAUAUUUCGAUGAUACAAAACUGUGUCAGUAUUUUUGACAUGAAUAUUUAUUUUUUUAUUACUCACUGUCAGAGGUUUCACUAAAAUAGUUAUACCUUACUUCCUUUUCUAUUUCUCAACAUCUUUGUGUAAUUUUGGAAACCAGUUGUAUUCCACAGGCUGAAAUUUAAUUUCAAUUUCACAAGCUUAACAUUGAAAUUCCUUGUGGUCUAUAGAAAGUCUGAAUAGCUAUAUUGUUUUAAUAUGGUUAUAUAACAGACACUUGGCAUAUUUAUAUGCUCUUAACCAUUAACCAGUAUAUAAGAGAAGUGACACACAUCAUACACUUGAUGAUUUUUCUUGAUGUAAUGUUGUCAUAGUGGCAACACAUAGUAAAUAGCACAAGUUUUGGUUUGAAUAUUUUGAGUAGUCAUAUAAUGCUUCCAUAAACAAUGUUUGAACCAGUCUUUAGUUGAUUUACUUGAGGCUAAUUUUGAACUCGAGUGUAAGUUUUUUUUUGUUUUUGUUUUUCUGGUAAUGUAUCAGUAUGAUCAAAAGCCAUUAAUUAUAGUGAAUAAAGUAUAAGAAGUUAACCAAGUAGAAAAGUUUCGUUCAAUGUGCUAACCCUUUUACAAGGAAGUGCUAGUAUGUUUUUUCUUUCUUUCUUUCUUUCUUUUUUUUUCAAUACGAGACUUCAGUUUAAAUAUCAACUCAUGGAGAUAUGCUUUAAUGGCACCUGUGUACUUACUAUAUUACAAUGUAUUGUUAGAAGACAUCACUACAAAGUUUUAUUAUGUGACAAUAAUUUGUAUAGUGAAGCAAGACACACUAUAUUUGUCAGCACAUUUUCUUCAUCUUAUUUUUAAUUGAUUUUUUUCACAUUUUUCUAAUCUUAUAUUCAACCAAAAUGGUUACAUUUAAAUUUCUACUGCAUUUUUAUGGCCACAUUCUUGACAGAUGUUCAGAUAAUGUGGUCAGUGCAAAAUGAAAAAACUUCAGAGAGAAGCUCUUUGUGUGAAUAAUAUGAUGUUUUGAUAAACAUAAACAUAACUUUGGAAGACACCAUUAUGCACUGCAUAAUGGUGUAUUCUAGAGGGAAAUUAUUUUGGUAUUGGACUGUAAAUUCAGUAUCUUUAGGAGAAGGUCCCGUAUUUAAGGCAUUAAUGUGCUAAUGAGCUUUUAGUAGACAAGAUAAUGGUAAAAGAUAUGAUACAAGAGAGUGAAGGAAGCUCAUGUUGCAUAAUGUAAGCAAAAGUGUAAUAGAAAAAUAAUGAUCAGCUCUUUGCUUUGUACAUUUUAAAAAAAUGUAAGCAAUUUAUGUAUUGUAUUAUUAAUGUAAAAUUAAAUGUAUACUGUUGUGAUUAUUAUUAAUAUUAUCAUUAUUUUUAGUUAGGAGUCAAUAAAUAUAAUUACAUUUUGAGAUAAUACUGUGAUAUCUACAUCACGGAAGUGAAUUUUUUUACAUUAGUUAACAAGUAUGGAAGAUACUAUAUCAACGUUAAUUAAAGUUAUCCACAUUCCAUCCAGUUAUUCUUUGAAAUGCAGUAUCUAUUUUUUAUUAUUAUUAUUAUUAUUAAUAUUAUCAUCAUUAUCAUCUUCCUAUGGGAUGCAUGUUUAUGCUAAGAUUCCGAGAAGAUGUGACACAGUGUAAUGUUAAGUAAGUUUCCCUUCCCUUUUCCAUUUUUGUAAUAAAAUCCCAUUGUCAUUCUAAAA
This is a messenger RNA of Penaeus chinensis, 3530 nucleotides long. Its product is annotated as O-glucosyltransferase rumi homolog. Gene Ontology annotation, molecular function: UDP-xylosyltransferase activity; UDP-glucosyltransferase activity. The coding region runs from base 17 to 1252 and encodes 411 amino acids. Gene Ontology annotation, biological process: positive regulation of Notch signaling pathway; protein O-linked glycosylation. The transcript is spliced from 8 exons. The record is from RefSeq and is a predicted model, not a curated record. Gene Ontology annotation, cellular component: endomembrane system. NCBI's taxonomy places the organism in Eukaryota, Metazoa, Arthropoda, Malacostraca, Decapoda, Penaeidae.